AUUAUAAAAUUAUUUUAAAUUUUAUUUUUUGUUAAUUUGAAAGUGAUAAAAUAAUAGAAAUUAGAAAAAUAAUAAUUUGAAUUUUUUUAAUAAAUUUUAGGCUGACGGGGCAAUGACAUGGCGUGUUGACUAACGGUUAACGGUGAUGACCGUCACAUGGUUUGACCGUCCAAAUUAACGGUCAAACCAUGUGUCGGGCCAAUUGAUCUAUAUGCUGUAUAGUUGAGGCCAUGAUGUUAAUUUCUGAAAUCACGGGCCAAAAUUGAUUAUAUGGUCAUAGUUCGAACCAAAAUAAGAUAUUAACCCUAACUUAAAAUUCAAGAAACUAUAUAACUAUAACCGUUGAGGCAAGGGUGGGAAGAAAUUGAGCGGGAAUCCAAAGAUCUGUUGUUGGCGAGCGAGAAGAAGAGAUGAGCACAAGUGGAAGUGAAAAAGCGAUUAACCGCCUGAGCAUGAAUUCUCCGCUCCUCCGCUACCUGCAAGGCGCCGCCGCUGCCAGAUCUCCGACUGCUCUGUUUCCGCAUGAUUUCGACGGCGCCGACGCGGAAAAUUCCUUCAGUUCUCCCUCGCCUGUGUCCAAGAAGAACCAGUUCAGCAGCUCUUCCGGAAGCAACGGCCGCGGCCGCAGCGGGGGAGGCAGCAGUGGCGGUGGCACCAGCUUCGGGAGAUCCACGGCGUCUUCAUCGCCCCUCUCGUCGAUGUCUUCUUUAGAGAACGCGAGGAAGUCGUCGGUCCUCGGCGUCGGUCCUCUGAAGGCGAUGGAAGACGAUGUGUUGGUGAUGGAUGCGAUCGGCGUUGCGUCCGCUGUCGGGGUAUGGGGAGGGGCUAGGGUUUCUGGUAGGGCUCGCGUGCUGUCUGAGUCCGGUGGCUCAUCCUCGAAUAGUUCUUCGUCUUCUUCGUCGGGGAACAAGAUCAACAAGACUGAACUCUGUAGAGCUUGGGAGGAUCACGGAUACUGCCGCUACGUCACUAAAUGCCAGUUUGCACAUGGAAAGGAAGAGCUUCGUCCACCAGGAUACAUUGUCAAGAACAAGUCUGAGGUUCGGAGUAACAGGUCAUUGACUCCACCUUCAUACCCUACAAAAUCCCUCCUGUUUUCUCCUGGGAUGACAGAAGCGUCAGCAACAGAAAACCUAAUAAGAUAUGCUUCCAACAGACCUGAACAAAGCAAAAGGGGCACCUCGAGCUUCAUGAGAUCAGAACUCUCCAGCAGGAACUCCAUGAGAAGUUUAACUUCGGAUGCCAGGUUCAUUACUUCCACCCCACCCAGACUAGACCUUUCAAGCAGAAGCUCAACAUCCAUCAAGAAACCUGAAGACUUCAGAGUUUCAAGUUCCGGCAACACAAGCUCGCGCGAUUGGUCGCCCUUGGAUGAUAACAUUGAGAUUGUCCUGCCACCUCAUACUGACAAAUCCACAUCAAGGGAAGAUGUUAAUGCCAAUAUUGACCGGAUUCUUCAUGGCCCAUCGACUAAGAAAAGGUUGCCUGUGUUCACCAGGUUCUGCCCUUAGGAGCAACAGCAACAGCGUCUCUCACCUCUCUUCCAUCACAGGUUUGAACUAAAGAAUGCAGUUAUGCUCAAUCUUCAGCUUCUUUUUCAGAACCAUAUUCAUUUACCACAUCCCACUCGUUACAGAACUCUUCAUCAGCAUUCAGCAGGAAGUCUAUGAUUUUGGCGACGAUCAGUUUCUGUAAACAUGUGCGUACAUAGAUAUCCUUGUAGUCAGCUUCCAUGUUUUGGACGAUUUAACAUGAAGCAUGGAAGCGUGAUGCACCAACUGUAAAUAAGUUGGGACUUGGGAG
Messenger RNA from Linum trigynum, 1803 nucleotides. The record is from the annotation of a GenBank genome assembly. Lineage: Eukaryota; Viridiplantae; Streptophyta; Magnoliopsida; Malpighiales; Linaceae.